Molecule: messenger RNA, 1810 nt
Organism: Helianthus annuus (common sunflower)
Lineage: Eukaryota; Viridiplantae; Streptophyta; Magnoliopsida; Asterales; Asteraceae
Exons: 9
Coding region: 165-1700 (511 amino acids)
Source: RefSeq, a predicted model, not a curated record
AACAGACAUCCGUUUUGCUCCAAACAGGGUGGGUUUUGGAAAGUCAUGAAAUGACUAAACCUUGGUCCGUCAGUGUCUAGUUUAGUUUUGGAAAGAAAUAAGUGAGAGAAAGUGCAUCGACCACUUAGCACACCCCAAAGACCCAGAGGUAGGAAAAUAAACGAAUGACAGAAUAUGUUGCUGUACGGCCAUUUAUUAAGCUCCCCACACUUGGAACCGAGCUAAGCUUCGUGCCAAAUGGAUUAUAUGCUCAAAAUCGCAGCAGGAAGUGUUAUGCUGGCUGUCGUACAGCUAUGCAGGCCAUCCACAAGUCCGGUAGCUUCUGCUUCACUAACUUGAAAAUAAAUCAUUAUCAGAAGGCAAAUCACGUGACGCGUUACUGUUUGGGGACUCUAAUGAGCACAGCUGGCGAUUCUUUUGGAUGGAUUCGUGUAACCGAUCAAGCGCUUCUCAUGACUAGUAUUUUUCUUGCAUAUAUGGCUGUAGCUGUACCGGCUGACGGGCCAUUUUUAGGUUCUGGAAAGAAAAAGUUGAGUGAUGACGUGGCGCCCGACGGAACUUCCUAUUCUGGUAGUGCCAUGAAGAAUAACAAGGAUGGUGAGAUUGCGUUAGAGUUCUCGUGGGAUACUGUGAAACGAAAACUUACGGAUUCUAUAACGGCUAUCGAAAAUGGGACCAAACUUGAAAAAGAAGUUAUCGAAUCAGGACAAACUGCUAACCAACCUUCAAGUUUGUCUGCCAUUGCAGUGGGUCCCAGGUUUCGGUUGAUGUGGGCUUCCUUUAACUGGCUUAAAAAUGAGGUAGACAAUAUCUUUAGAAGCACUUCAACCGCAGACUUAAAAAAUCUACAAACAGUUUUCUCUGAAAUCCUACAGAGAUCUUCACUGUCUAUAUGUACUGAUUGGCUGAACGAAGAGCUUUUGUUGAGGAACAAGAAAUCCAUCAAGGAAUUCACUACUCCUCUAGUUGAGAAGUUAAAAAGCGACAACUCUGUUUUACAAAACAUUAAAAAGUCAGGCAAGGAGGAUCUAUAUUCCGAGCUAAUUUACAUUCUUAGAUUCGGUUCUAUCAGCGAAGGAUGUUGUUAUGAUAAUGAAUUUUUUGCUUCUUGGGGGGUUUAUGUGUUGGAAGAUUUGGUCAUCACGUUGGCUGACGGAAUCGCAAGUAUUUAUUUGGAGCUAAUUUCUGUAGACAGUGACAUGUCGAAUGAAGUGAACAGCCUAGGUUUGAAUUUGUGUGACUUGUCUACCCGAGCACUUCAGAGGUUACGGAACGAGGUGUCACUGAACCAGUGGUUUGUUCAGAACAUGGAGACCGUUGCAUCUAUGUAUGAGGAUCGGUUUGACCUUCGUAUACUCCAAAGUCAACCCGUUACAGAAUCUACCAACGGCAAGACUGAAAAGUUUGGUUGGUUGAAGAACUUUAGCCUAGGGAAAUCUAGACCGUUGGUGUCUCCUUUAUGUGCUGCUGUAAUCAGCUCUGUUCGUGUACCUGUCAAGCGGACCAAAGAAUUAAGGGCUCUCGUGGGUUGGAGGUACUACUUUAGUCUAUACCUUGAAAUGGCUGAUAUUACAAUGCCCUUUGUAAGGACACUUGUUACCAAAAUCAGCGAUGCCGUUUCUUUCUUUUUGGUUUGUCUGAUAGGGAGAUCAUUAGGACUCAUCUACACUGGUAUAAGGCAGUCAUUGAGGUGGAAGUAAGCUCUCAUUUAUGCUUCUUUUUGACAGUUUUAAUGAUUUAGAUCAAGGACAAUGUAUGCAUGCAUGCAAAAUGGAAUCCUUCAUUUUUCAUUGAUUUGGCUUUUGAACAA